Molecule: messenger RNA, 2569 nt
Organism: Bufo bufo (common toad)
Lineage: Eukaryota; Metazoa; Chordata; Amphibia; Anura; Bufonidae
Product: deleted in malignant brain tumors 1 protein-like
Exons: 20
Coding region: 119-2326 (735 amino acids)
Cellular component (GO): cell surface; membrane
Source: RefSeq, a predicted model, not a curated record
ACCUUCCCUCAGUAAUAGAAGCUGCUACAACUGUUGAUCCAGAUGAUCUUAUCACCAAAAUCUCUAGAUACAACCCCAUUCAGAACCUCUAGAAACAACUCCAGCAUCGAUCCCUAGUAUGAUGAGUACAAUGCCAUGCAACUAUAGACUGACUCAGCCGUCGGGAUAUAUAAACGGCUAUUGGUAUUUAUGCACCUGGAUAAUUGAAGUCCCAGAUGGUCAAGUUGAACUCUACUUCAAUUCUGUAUAUAUGCAAACUAAAGGUGGAAAUUGCACUUCUGAGUAUGUGAAAAUAUAUGAUGGAUAUCCUUGGAUGGAUGUUGUACUUGGGAAGGUUUGCGAGUAUACAAGUCAAAUGUUUCGCUCAUCAUCCAAUGUCAUGACCCUGGAAUUUGUUAAUCACGACUUCAGUGGACGGUUUGAAGCUCAGUAUUACUCAUCCAGCCUAUAUACUAUAGCACCUUCUACCACUGUUCCAUGUUACUAUACACUGACUCAACCAUUUGGAUAUAUAUACAGUAAUUCAUUCAGUAGUUCAUGUAUCUGGAUAAUUAAGGUCCCAACCGGUCAAGUUGAACUCGACCUCACUUAUGUAAAUAUGCGUGCUAAUGGUAGAGUUUGUAAUUCUGAGUACGUGACAAUCUACGAUGGAUAUAGAUGGAACAGAGUUGUGCUUGGAAAGGUUUGCCAGCCUACAAGUCAAGUGUUCCGCUCAUCAUCCAAUGUCAUGACCUUGGAACUAGUUAAUCCGGACGUCAAUGGACGGUUUGAAGCUCAGUAUUAUUCAUCCAGCCUAUUAUCUACAGAACAAACUACCCCUGAUCCAACCAUGGCUUUGAGGCUUGUAAAUGGAAGAGGUCGGUGUGACGGUCGUGUAGAAAUCCUCUAUAAUGGAGCAUGGGGAACUGUGUGUGAUGACCAAUGGGAUAUUAAUGAUGCGCAAGUUGUUUGUCAGCAGAUAGGUUGCGGUAAUGCUCUUGCGUUUAACCAGAGUGCAGCGUUUGGUCAAGGACAAGGACUGAUUAUAUUGGAUGAUGUACAAUGUAUUGGCAAUGAACGUUUCUUGUGGGACUGUCCACACAGAGGGCUUACAUCACAUAACUGUGGACACCAUGAAGAUGCUGGAGUCAUCUGCUCAGGUGAAAUGAACACUAACAUUCGAUGUGGGGGCAUUUUGAGAAAUUCAAAUGGGAACGUAUCUUUGGAUUCCGGUAUUUCCUCAGAGUCUGACUCCUGUGUUUGGUACAUCAGUGUCACAAAUAAUAAUAGAAUUCAUCUCAACUUCAGAACAUUUACAAUGAAGAAUUCCCGGUCCUGCAAUUCAUCUUCUUUGUCAAUAUAUGAUGGAACUCCUCUUGGAUCAUCUUUAAUUGGAGAUCUGUGCAGAACACGUACAAGAGAGUUCAUCUCCUCAUCGAACAGCAUCAGCAUUGUCUAUUCGCGGGCCAACAGAGAGGCAGGCUUAGAAUUUUAUUCAACAUACUAUUCUACUGUUAACGACAACCAAAAUGUCAGUCUGUCCUGCUAUUCUGAAUACAUGAAAGCUCGAAUCUCACUUAGCUAUCUUCAAACGCUGGAAUAUUCUUCAGCUAAUAUAUUUUUGAAUGACCCGCAGUGUCGCCCUCAAGUUGCAUCAGGUUGGGCGGAGUUUCACAUACCUUAUGGAAGAUGUCUGACAGUAAAACAGGUCGAAAAUGACACAAUAACUUACACAAAUACCCUGUUCACCGGUUCAGCCGACACAAUUGUUGUUUACAGAAAAAAACUAGGUCUAACUCUUAAAUGCCGGAUGUACCAAGAUACUGUAGUUGAAGGCAUAUACUCUGCAGAUGACUUCAUAAAGAACACGUUUAUCCAAUACGGCCUCUUUUCUGCUAACUUGACAUUCUUCCAGUCCUGGAAUUACAUAUAUCCAGUGAAUCAGUAUCCAUACUAUGUGGCUCUUAAUCAGCAUUUAUACCUGCAAGCAGCUUUACUCACAUCUGAACCUGACCUGGUCGUAUUUCUAGAUACUUGUGUGGCAUCCCCUGAUGAAUUUGACUUCACAAGAAAUGUUUAUUAUAUCGUUCGCAACGGGUGUGGCAGAGUUCCUGAUUAUAGAACCUACCCGUCCACAUCAAAUCACAUAGUCCGCAUUGGAUUCAAUGCCUUCAGCUUUCUAAAGAAACAUUCCAAUGUCUACAUUCAGUGCAAACUAGUGGUGUGCAAGGAGGGCAGUGCCAACUCUCGUUGCAGCCAAGGAUGUAUAAGAAGACACAAAAGAGCCGUUAACUCUUACCAUCAUGAAGAGGUUCAUGUUGUGGUCGGACCUGUACAGCUUGAAUAAAAACAUCAAAUCUAAGAAAGGGAGUGCAGCAAAUUCAGUUGAUGUAAAUUUUCUAAAUCUAAUGCCUUAUGCUUCAUUGGAUACAUCUUUAAGUGGCAUCUACUCAUAGGGAUAAUCUACUAUAUGAUUUAUACAUAAAUUUAUUGUAACUCAGUUAAUGAUGAUAAGUACUGUAUAAAAGCAAUAGCGAAUGAUCAAAAUGUUUGCUUCACAAAUUUAAAUAAAAUUGCAAUUUCAAAAUGA